Lolium perenne is the source of this 618-nucleotide messenger RNA. RefSeq lists its product as uncharacterized. NCBI's taxonomy places the organism in Eukaryota, Viridiplantae, Streptophyta, Magnoliopsida, Poales, Poaceae. The record is from RefSeq and is a predicted model, not a curated record.
AUGGUAUUGCCAGCAAUAAUCGAAGGAUACGACGUAUCUCGUAUAUUCAUUGAUGGAGGAAGCAGUAUAAAUCUUAUUUAUGCGGAUACGUUAAGGAAGAUGAACAUCUCGUUGGCUAAUUUGACACCAACAAACACACGUUUUCAUGGCAUCACACCCGAGAAACCAACGUAUCCUUUGGGCAAAAUAGCACUCGACGUGCAGUUCGGAACCAAAGAAAACUUCAGGAAGGAAAAACUCGAGUUUGAGGUGAUAGAUUGGCCGUCACAGUACCAUGCACUCUUGGGACGACCCGCAUAUGCCAGAUUUAUGGUAGUGCCGCACUACACAUAUCUGCUGUGGAGGAUCCCUGGACCUAAGGGCCCAAUAAUGGUUAAGGGAAGCUUUGCUCUAUCUGAUAAGUGCGAUAAGGAUUUUCAUAAAAUCUCCGAGUCAUUUGGCAUGCAAGCUGAAUAUGAAGCAUCUAAGCUAACCACCAACCACGACGUCAUACCAGACGGAGGUAGAUCCUUGCAAGAGCAAGCUUUUGACACCUCCAAGGACUCCAAGGAAGUUCAGAUUCACCCGACAGAUCCUAAAAAGACGACAUCCAUUGCCACCAACUUGGAUAGCGCAUAG